AUGGGGACCCAAACUACAGAGAUAGCCUAUUUAUUAUCUUUGCUCCUCUUCAUGUAUUACUUGAUCUAUGCCUCAGGAGACUGAUAGGAUUUUCUCAGUGCUUACCACAAUGAGGGGUGCUUUUCCCUGAUCAUUCCCUUCAACCUUGAAGAUGCAAACUUAAACAGCUUGGAAGAAUACUUCAAGAACAGCAGAGAUAUUAAGAAGGUCAAGAACCCUGGUUUCUUUCUGUUCCCCCCCCCCACAAACCUGCAGGUUCAGCUGCUAAAACAUGCAAAAUAUGAUAUUGUUGACUCCCUCAAUAUGUUGCCUAAAACUCAGCAUGACUUUAACUCCUAUGUGGUGGACCUAAGCAUCCAGAUGGAAACAAUGCUCUGUUUUUAUGUCAAUGGGGUUUUUAAGGAAGUAGAAAGAAAUUCUCAAGGUUCUGUCCAUGCUUUCACCCUGACCUUCAUCUUACCUUCUGAUAGCAAUUCCAGGUAA
This is a messenger RNA of Mustela erminea (ermine), 483 nucleotides long. RefSeq names its product nuclear RNA export factor 3-like. The record is from RefSeq and is a predicted model, not a curated record. Gene Ontology annotation, cellular component: nucleus. Lineage: Eukaryota; Metazoa; Chordata; Mammalia; Carnivora; Mustelidae. The transcript is spliced from 5 exons. Gene Ontology annotation, biological process: poly(A)+ mRNA export from nucleus. Gene Ontology annotation, molecular function: RNA binding.